Molecule: messenger RNA, 603 nt
Organism: Parastagonospora nodorum SN15
Lineage: Eukaryota; Fungi; Ascomycota; Dothideomycetes; Pleosporales; Phaeosphaeriaceae
Exons: 2
Coding region: 1-603 (200 amino acids)
Molecular function (GO): hydrolase activity, acting on carbon-nitrogen (but not peptide) bonds
Source: RefSeq, a predicted model, not a curated record
AUGACGUGUAAGAUUCAUGCAGCAGGAGACGGGAGCAUGCGGCUCGCGUUGGACGCCUACGAGGCUGUUCGGAAGCAGAACCCUAACGGCCCGAAGCACGAAAUUGCGCACUGCAAUGCGGUCCAUCCAGAUGACGUGUCGCGAAUUGCACGCCUUGGCCUCACCGCAGAAAUGUCUCCAGCGGUCUGGCACUCUCCAAUGGUGCAGGCUGCGCCCCAUCUACUGAGGUGGCCAUUCAAUGAUAUUUUGGCAACAGGCGCGCACAUGACAAUUGGCUCGGACUGGAUCCUAACUCCAAGCCCGAGUUUGUUUGAUCCACUUGCACAUCUGGUGGAGAAUCUGGAGGUGCCUGGCCCAGUUCAGGAAGGCCUCACCAAAAAACAGGUCGCUGCUGCUGCGCUCUGUCGGAUGAUCACGCUGGGAGGUGCUGAAGCUGUGGGCAGACAUCGCCUGCAGGGUAGCAUUGAAGUGGGGAAGAUGGCAAACUUUAUUGCUGUUGAUCGGGACUUUAGUCAGGGAGAGUUUGCGGGAGCUACUGUCUUGAAGACUUGGUUCGAGGGGCGACAGGUGUACAGUUCUGUGUCAGGGCAGUUGGGGUUGUAG